CAUCGCCUCUCUCUCUCUCUCUCUCUCGCACACAGCGCAGGCAGAAACGAAACAGAAGCAUUUGGAGGUUAUAUUCAGAAAUUAUACUUCUUCACGCCGACAGCCUCGGAAGGGUAGUAUAGGGAAGUAUUAUUGAGGGUCUUCAUAUGGUUGCCAUUGGUUUAAAAGCUUUACCCUCGAGAAAACACAAAAUCAAUAACUUAACUGAGGACCGCUUCAUGGGUGGGGAACAUAAUUCGUAUGACAAGCCUGGAAGGAAGAAAAGUAUGAACAGGAAGGCAAUGAAAAAACACACUGGUUUUGAUGGGGAUCACUCUACUGAAAAUUUAUCCGGUGGUGGGCGUCACAAAACCUCGAAAGCUCAGAAAUUUUCCAAGAAUCAAAAUGCCUCGGUGGCACAAGCCCCUUUUGUCAGGAAACAGGUUGAUCCUGAAACAGCAAAGUACUUCUUGGAAAUCACAAAUGUUAUUGAGGGUACUGAGGUUGAUUUAGAUGAAAGGUCAGUUAUAUGUGGGAAUGCUUUGGAAGAAACCAGAGGGAAAGAACUAGAAGUUGCAACUGAUUAUAUCAUAAGCCACACUUUGCAAACCCUCCUUGAAGGGUGUGAUGUGGACCACCUUUGUGGUUUUUUGAGAGGCUGCGCAAAGGACUUCGGUCAUAUUUCUAUGGAUAGAUCUGGUUCUCAUGUGGCUGAGACAGCUCUCAAGUCAUUAGCUGUACAUCUUCAGGAUAAUGAGACUCAUUCUCUCAUUGAAGAGACACUCACUACAAUAUGCCAGGAAAUUAUACUCAAUCCUGUCGAUGUCAUGUGUAACUGUUAUGGAUCUCAUGUUCUUCGGAGUCUUCUUUGUCUUUUAAAAGGAAUGAGAUUAGACUCCUCGGAGUUUCAUGUCACAAAGUCAUCAUCUGUUCUAGCAGAACGGUUGAAUUUCAGGCCAUCUCGUUUGGGUGGAAAUGUUUCACAAGAUUUGCAGCAAGGAUUUCCGGAUCUACUUAAAUUCCUUGUAUCAGAGAUGUUAAACUGUGCGAGAAAGGACAUUGAGACCCUGCAACAUAAUCAGUACAGUAGUUUGGUUCUGCAGACUGCUUUGAAGUUAUUGGCUGGACAAGAACAAGAUCUGUUGCAUAUAAUUCUAAUUCUUCUUGGCUAUGACAUGGAAAAUGACGUGGAAGAGAACUUCAUAGACUGUACUGCCGUGCCAAACCUUUUAAGUCUGAUGAAAGAAAGUGCAUAUAGUCAUUUAAUGGAGGUCAUGUUGGAAGUGUCUCCUGAAACCUUAUACAAUGAACUAUUCACAAAAGUUUUUAGGAAUUCAUUGUUUCACUUGUCUUCUGAUCCAUGUGGGAACUUUGUUGUCCAAGCAUUAGUUUCUCAUGCAAGAUAUCAGAGUCAUAUGGAUUUUAUUUGGGAGGAACUUGGUACAAAAUUUAAGGAUCUUCUCGAACGGGGAAGGUCUGGAGUUAUUGCUUCUCUCAUUGCUGCAAGUCAAAGGCUUCAUAGCCAUGAACAAAAGUGUUGUCAGGCCCUUGUUGCUGCUGUAUGUUCGGCGCUUGACUCUCCCACAUGCAUUGUUCCUCGAAUUUUAUAUCUUGAAAGCUACAUCUACUGCGAAGACAAAUCCAACUGGAAUUGGCCAAAAGGUGUUAAGAUGCAUGUUAUGGGAUCUUUGGUUCUACAAACUGUUUUUAGACUUCCAAAUGAAUUUAUUCAGCCUUAUGUUGCGAGUAUCACAUCCAUGGAAGCUGACCAUGUUCUUGAAGCAUCAAAGGACACUGGGGGUGCACGGGUUAUUGAAGCUUUUCUAAGUUCAAAUGCAUCUGGAAAACAUAAGCGCAGAUUAGUCAUAAAGCUUCAAGGACAUUUUGGAGAGCUCUCAAUGCAUCAUUCAGGAUCAUUCACUGUUGAAAAGUGCUUCAACGCCAGUAAUGUGUCUCUGAGAGAGACAAUUGUAUCAGAGUUGUGUUCUGUGCAAACUGAGCUCUCGAAGACUAAGCAUGGACAUUUUCUCUUGAGGAAACUCGAUGUUGAAGGAUUUGCAAAACAACCUGAUCAGUGGAAGUUGAGACAAUCAUCGAAACAAUCUACUUAUAAAGAAUUUUACGCUACAUUUGGCUCAAAAGAAACCAAAUCCUCCAGAAAUGAUGUCUUUCUAGCGGAGUCUCAUCAAACAUCAAAGCCAGAAAAAUUGAAGGAGAUGAGGAAAGAGAUUGAUGCUUGCCUCUCUUCCGCUGUUGCACUGUCGCCAGCUUCCCAAUUUCUUUCCCCUGAGGGUUCAGGCCGUAAGCGUCGUCUUGAAAGAGCAGAACAGCAUGGCAAGAAAUUCACGAGACAUGCUACGGACGAUGAUGUUUUGAAAAGCAAGAACAAAAAGCGGAAAAAGAAUAAUAAUAAUAAUAAUACUGGGACAGAAAAUGCUUAUGCAGAAAGUAAACCAACAGAUAGUGUUGGUUACCAUCAGAAAGAAUCCCAAUCUGUUGACAAGAAAGAGAAGAAAAGGCGGAAAAAGGACGGCCUGUAAAAUCUUUUCUGUAGAAGCUGAAAGCGUGAGAUGACAAUUUUGUAGGUUUUCCUUAACCAUCUUAUGUUUACACUAUUAGAGUGAAACUAAGAAUUUCAUCCAGUUCUA
Molecule: messenger RNA, 2627 nt
Organism: Cornus florida
Lineage: Eukaryota; Viridiplantae; Streptophyta; Magnoliopsida; Cornales; Cornaceae
Product: pumilio homolog 23
Exons: 11
Coding region: 147-2519 (790 amino acids)
Biological process (GO): endonucleolytic cleavage to generate mature 5'-end of SSU-rRNA from (SSU-rRNA, 5.8S rRNA, LSU-rRNA); endonucleolytic cleavage in 5'-ETS of tricistronic rRNA transcript (SSU-rRNA, 5.8S rRNA, LSU-rRNA); endonucleolytic cleavage in ITS1 to separate SSU-rRNA from 5.8S rRNA and LSU-rRNA from tricistronic rRNA transcript (SSU-rRNA, 5.8S rRNA, LSU-rRNA)
Cellular component (GO): nucleolus; preribosome, small subunit precursor; 90S preribosome
Molecular function (GO): RNA binding
Source: RefSeq, a predicted model, not a curated record